Messenger RNA from Sclerotinia trifoliorum, 3257 nucleotides. Lineage: Eukaryota; Fungi; Ascomycota; Leotiomycetes; Helotiales; Sclerotiniaceae. The record is from the annotation of a GenBank genome assembly.
AUUGCGGGGAAGCGAGCUUGGAAUUGCGGGUUUGUCCCUGCAGGUUCCAGCAGCAGCCUCGGUUUACUUUCCUCUUCAUUCACAUGUCAACAAUCGCAUCAUGAUCAUCAAUCAAAUCUUUGACCUGAGUAUCAGCCAUAUGCAUGUAUCAUAAUACUACCAGAACACACGAUAUAGCCAUCUUACUAUCAUCUUGGUAUUGAUAUGACAUAACAGGAGGUUCGCUGAAUGGCCAGCGACUUAGUCUCUCGUUGAAUCCUUUGGGAAUGCAACACCUCCAACUGCAUACCUUAUUCUAGCGCGAGGAAAUGGAGCCUAAGUAGCACCGCAUUCGAUAUCGCUGAGUCUCGACUUCUAUCAAAUACAGAAAAUGGCUUCGCAGUCGACGUUACGGUAUUCCGAUCCCAUCGGCGCCCUUUAUCAAAGAUAUGCGAAUCUCAUUCGUAGUCGGAUCCAGGGAGCCUCAAAAACAACAAAGCUUCUGGCAACAUUAUUCCUUACACUUUCUAUCAUCUGCGGAGGAACUUUUGGCCAUGGAUGGUGGCAAAAACGAGCAGCAGAAAAAGAGCAAGGGAAAAGAUUACAUCGCCGGAAUUCCGGGCUCAAGAAUAAAGAUGGAUCGAGGGUGGUAUUCGUACCAUAUAAAGAUACCACUUCCAAAGUCACCAUAAAUCCUACGAAGCCUUUGACUUUCGACGCUCAUAGAAGGCUUUUCCUGAAUCCACCUCGAGCUUCUGGACUCACAGAUGGCCAAACUCCGCAGAUUCCGCCUCCACAAACGAAACCGGGUUUGAAUUUGGCCUUUUUACAUCAGUUCCUGAGUCUUUUGAGUAUAAUGAUACCGAGAUGGUCAAGCAAAGAGACUGGUUUACUCGUAAGCCAUGGUGUCUUUUUGUUGCUUCGAACAUACUUGUCAUUGGUCGUGGCACGGUUGGAUGGUGUGAUUGUUCGAGAUUUGGUUGCAGGUAAUGGAAAAGCCUUCACUUGGGGCAUCAUAAAGGUAAGGCUAGAGUCCAGUAUUCCCAUAUGGCGGAUGUUCCUGUUUUGUUCUUUUUUCUCGUCUUCAUUAACUUGUCUCCUUGUUGCUAUUCAACUCCAACGACAACACCCUUCAAUCUUCAAAUGGCUAACUGUUUAAAAGUGGUGUGGCAUUGGUGGCUUGGCUUCUUACACAAAUGCUAUGAUUAAAUUUCUCCAAUCCAAAGUCUCAAUCGCUUUCCGUACACGCCUGACUAGAUAUAUUCACGAUUUGUACCUCAAUGAUAACCUCAACUACUACAAACUUUCAAAUCUUGAUGGUGGCGUUGGGCAAGGCGCGGAUCAAUUUAUUACACAGGAUCUGACCCUCUUCUGUGAAUCGGCAGCUAGUCUAUACUCAUCGCUAGGGAAACCUUUCGUUGAUCUUUGUGUUUUCAACUAUCAGUUAUAUCGAUCCUUAGGACCAUUAGCUUUAACCGGUUUAAUGACAAAUUACUUUCUGACGGCCUCGAUACUUCGACGACUUUCACCACCAUUUGGAAAAUUAAAGGCCGUUGAAGGACGUAAAGAAGGAGAUUUCCGAGGACUUCAUGCUCGCCUCAUUGCAAAUGCGGAAGAAGUGGCAUUCUAUGGAGGGGCAGAUAUGGAGAAAAUUUUCCUAGAUAGAGAGUUCAAAAGUCUUAAAAAGUGGAUGGAAGGGAUAUACACCCUCAAAAUCCGCUACAACAUACUUGAAGAUUUUGUUCUCAAGUAUAGUUGGAGCGCAUAUGGCUACCUGCUGAGCUCAUUACCAGUAUUUCUUCCCGCGUGGGGUGGUCUUGGUGGAGUUCAGGAAUUGGCCGACAUUUCUGUAGUUGGUGGUCGAGAAAGAGGUCGGAUGAGAGAGUUCAUCACAAACAAAAGACUCAUGUUAUCAUUAGCGGAUGCUGGUGGUCGUAUGAUGUAUUCAAUCAAGGAUCUUUCAGAAUUAGCGGGAUACACUAGUCGAGUCUAUACGCUCAUAUCAACUCUUCAUCGAGUUCAUGCAAACGCAUACUUUCCUCCUCGAAAUACCCAAGCUGAACUUUACUCUCUCUCUGACGUACAAGGAACGAUACAGAAAGGUUUUGAUGGUGUACGGUUGGAGAAUGUACCAGUGGUAGCCCCUUCAGUGUACCCUCAUGGUGGAGAAGAGCUGGUAGAUUCCCUGUCCAUGGUCGUUCACUCUGGAGAGCAUUUACUUGUGAGAACCUCCCCCUUUUACCUCUUCUCAAAAUUGGAUAUACUAACAAACUAGAUCUCCGGCUCAAACGGUGUAGGUAAAAGCGCCAUCUCCCGUAUUGUCGCUGGACUCUGGCCCGUCUACCGAGGCCUCGUCUCUCGACCUCGAACAACUGGCACAGAUGGAAUUAUGUUCCUUCCCCAGCGCCCAUACCUCAGCGUCGGCACUCUACGUGAUCAAGUCAUUUAUCCUGACGGUGAACUCGAGAUGCGCUCCAAAGGCCGUCGCGACAUCGAACUAAAACAUAUUCUUGAGGAAGCACGUCUAGGCUACCUCCCCGAUCGAGAAGGUGGAUGGGAUACGAGGAAAGAAUGGAAAGAUGUACUAAGUGGAGGCGAAAAACAACGUAUGGCUAUCGCAAGAUUGCUAUACCAUGAGCCAAGAUACGCAUUUAUAGAUGAAGGCACCAGUGCCGUAUCAAGCGACGUUGAGGGUUUGCUGUACGAAACUUGUAAAGGAAAAGGCAUCACGUUGAUUACGAUAUCAACAAGAGCAAGUUUGAAGAGAUAUCAUACUUUUAAUCUCACGCUAGGAUUAGGAGAUGAAGGUACGGAGUGGGAAUACGAGAGGAUUGGGACGGAAAGAGAAAAAAUGGGGGUUGAGAGGGAAUUGCAGGAGUUGAGGGAGAGGAUGGAAAUGGAAAGAGCGUGGGAGGAAAGGAUGGAGAAGAUUGAGAGGGAAUUGGAGGAGGUUUGGGUGGAGGGUGGUGAGAGGUUGGAUGGACCGAAGUAUAGCGAGGUGGAGAUUGGACAUGAACAUGAACAUGGGGAUAAGGAUAAAGACGAGGAAGAGAAAGAAGCUGGGACUUUAGAGGUUGAAGUCAAAGAUGGUGGGUUAGUGUAGGGGUAGUAAGUCAUGAAUAAAUGAAUGAAUAUAUAAGGAUUUGAUGAGGGAGAUAUGUAGGAUCUGGGAUACCUGUUUCUGAUUUUCUCAUGACAUGUAAGAAAUACGAAUUAGUUAGUACUCCGUAAAGAGAUGGAUGUGUAUGUGUGUACAAGGGUCACUUUUAGAAAUUUAU